AUGUCUUCUCCAUCGAGCCCUGAAAACGGACCCAGCAGCUUUACUUCCUGCUCAGCUGUCCUUCCGCCGAUCGGAAGCAAAGGCCGUACCAGCUCUCCCAGCCCUUCAAUGGGAUCCAGCUCUGGGUUCAGGGCAGCUGGUUACUUUAGCAGCAGAAGUCUGGGUGGCAUCAGCUCAAAAGGAUCCAGAAGUUCCAGUGGUGGCUACCACUCUGCUAGAUAUGGAUAUGGCCAUCGGGGAGUCGGCUAUUCUGGCACUGGAUUCAGUCACAGUCCUUAUGGCUCAUAUGGGCUUAGGCGACCCGUUGCCAGCGGAACUGGGACGCCCUUCAUCACUCCUGUGACUUGCAAUGAGUCUCUGUUGCAACCUCUCAACCUGGAAAUCAACUCUGCCGCCCAAGCGAUGAAAUGCCAGGAGAAGAACGAGCUCCAGUGCCUGAACAGCAAAUUUGCCUGUUUCAUUGACAAGGUGAGUUAAGAGGUCAGCAUUCAAUGCGAUGCUUUGACCAUGUGUCUUUAAAGCCUGCUGUUCAAUCAUUUACAUGCCAUUUGCCCCAAAGCCCCUAAAUUCCAACUGCAUAAAAAAUACUGGAAAGCAAACUGAAAUAGGAAAAUAUGAACUUGUGCAAGGAAAUGUCAGAGAUGGGAGACUUUUGCUCACCAAAGACAGAUGCCAGCUGCUUCCGAUUUUCCUGUGAAUGCAAUGGCCCUUUCUCUGUCCCCCUCCCUUCCCAGCUGACACUAAACUGAUCUGCAUCUCUUGGACCAAUGUGCAGAUUGGAACUUUAUUGUCCACUGUCUUUGUUGUCCAAGUGUUCUGAUCCAGUUUUCUAUGCAAAAAAGUUUUGGAAUACCUUUAAAAAUGUGUAUUUUGUAAGAAAAGACUGUUUAGAGAUGCAUAUUUGGAGAGAAAAUGUUUUUUAAAUACAUAUUUAAAUGUGGGUUUUCAUGUGGCUGUUGUGGGGCGGGGGGGGCAUGUGGAAAGAGGGCAGACUUCUGGCUGAACACAUGGGAAAGUGUCAUAAACCAUGAAGGGACUGGUUUGCCCAUCCUUACUCACUUUGAGAGCACAUGGACAACAGCUGCUAUUACACAGAAGAAGUGGCCAGUGUGAGAUUGUCUUAUACAUUUUCGGACUUCGCUCCUCUCCAAGGUAGUAAUGCAGUUAGGUAAUCUUAGACUCUGAACCUAAUGGCCUUGUGUCCUCUGCAACCCCUUUAGAUGGCAACAUGGAAUACUUCACUCACUUUGAAAUCUGGUAAGCCACCCCUGAGGCAUUUGAUAGCCCUCCUGCUCAUUGUGUGACCAGGCGGCGACAGCCCCAGCCCCCAGGGAUCAUAAGGAAGGAAUAAAGACUCUGAGAACGUUAUAUGGAAUUAAAAUUAGGCCACAACUUCAUUAAACUUCCGAAUGUAGGAAGACCUUGGCUUAGGCCUUGGGUGUGUAUCCCUCCCAGCCCGCAGCUGGGGGAACUGGGGCACAUCAGGGUAAAUGGAAUAUGGGGGUGCUCUGCGAGAUGUAAGUGUGGCAGGCAUCCCAGCCCAUAUCUCCGCACGCAGGGUAGUUCACGGACAACCUUUCAGGGUGUGGCUAGUGACACCCCUUUAAGAGUGGACCCUGGAAUCACCAUCGCAGGGGGGUGAGUCACCACUUCACACACACACCCCCCAUUAUAGGGAAGAAAAGACUAAAGGAUUCCACCCAAGGCCAUAACGGCCAAAGUUGUGACAAAUUGCUAUGGGGAAGACAAAACCUGCCAAAGCAGGAAAAUUUCUUCACAGUCCUUCAACAGCAACCAGUCAUAGACUGUAGCAGCAUCCGCUAAACAAGAAGAAAAAGUUUACCUGCAAACAAGAAAACAUUAAACUAAGGGAGGGCAGGGAGGGUGAAUCCCAGCAAUGAAACUUGACUACUGAGGCUGGGCUUGAACCUCCAAAAAAUAACACUGAGAGGCAGGCCAGUCCCUGUUUGCCAGUAAGUUCCCUGGGAACUGUAGCACCGCGUGAGACCCCACAAAGGGCACCCACAAUGUAAAGUGUGAGUGUUCAUUCUGCUGAGUGGGCUCUUUGGUCCUACUCUAGUGGCACCAGCUGCUCUCUUGGCCUCACUGGCAAGUUACUCAGUCAUGUUCCAAACACAUUUGGAAAGCUGGGGUUUUGAAAACAAAGAGGGAUGGCUGCAUAAGAAUAUGGGAGAUGUACCCAGUUCACGCAGCAGCUGGUACUGAUAUCCAAAUCAGCUGAAUGGUCCACCCUCUGCAAGAGAAGCACGCUUUCAACUUGUUUCAAUGGCCAGUUUCUGGGGUGUGUGGAAACAGAUUACCCUAGGAAUCAAAUGCAGAAAGGAGAAAUGGGGAUAAAAUGGGAAGGGCCACAGGUUACCUGCUGAACAUCUGCUUUGCAUGCAGAAGACCCCAAAUUUAAUCCCUGGCAUCCCCAGAUAGGACUAGGAGUAUCCCCUGCUUUCAACCCUGGAGAGUUAGUGGUGGUUAGUGUAAACCAGGCAUGGCCAAAUUGGCCCUCCAGAUGUUUUGGGACUACAACUCCCAUCAUCCCUAGCUAACAGGACCAGGGGUCAGGGAUGAUGGGAAUUGUACAGUGGUACCUCUGGUUAAGAACUUAAUUCAUUCUAGAGUUCCAUUCUUAACCUGAAACUGUUCUUAACCUGAAGCACCACUUUAGCUAAUGGGGCCUCCUGCUGCCGCCACACCGCUGCUGCACGAUUUCUGUUCUCAUCCUGAAGCAAAGUUCUUAACCCGAGGUACUAUUUCUGGGUUAGUGGAGUCUGUAACCUGAAGCAUUUGUAACCCGAAGCGUUUGUAACCCAAGGUACCUCUGUAGUCCCCAAACAUCUGGAGGGCCAAGUUUGGCCAUGCCUGGAGCAAUGGACCAGUUGUCUGAUUUAGCAUAAGGCAGCUUCCCAAGUUCCUAUAGCUUAUUUGCAGAAGGUUUGGGAGUUUUCUUUUUUCUUUUUCUACUACAUUCUGGUCUGUUUAGAGCUUAUUGGAUUUGUGGCUCUAGAAACCAUGUGGUGUGGAAUCAAGAACGACCUGUGCGCACCUGAAGCAACUUUUUCAGCAUGCCAAUGCCAACAGAAAAAUCCAGAUUAGAAAUUGUCCAGAAGAACAAGUGGGGAGAGCGGUAUAGCACUCAUAGUGUGUUUGUGGGCUUCUAAGAGGUGUCUGGUUAGCCACUAUGGAAACAGGAUGCUGAGCUGAAUGGGCUUUCAAGCCAAUCAAGCAGUGGUCAGAUAAUUGUAUGUGGUUGAAGACAAAGGGGGAAUUCUGUUUGACCCAAGCAUUAACAGUGUGAAAAUCGCAGGUCAUUGGCUCUGUAUUUGUGUGUAGAUAGAGAAUGCUGAAGGAUGUAGAGUAAUCAUGAGGGAGAAGGGAGAAAUUGGAACUUUCUUUCUCUUUAUUUUGCUGAGAUCAUUUUGCAUACUGCUCUUUGAUUUUUAUUUAUUUUUUAGUUGCAGGACUGUUCACAGCAUACAAUAAAAACAGUUUCAAAAGAGCCAACAGUGGGUUCAUUCAGUGGGACAUAUUGUGUUGCUUUACCUGAUUAUAAUGCUAGUUCUUCGCUCAAGUUUGCUAAUGUUCCUUUCACACUUCAGUGUCUGUUGCACUAUGGAUCUGUGGUCUCUCCCCACCCCCUUACUUAUAUACCAGCAUGUUGCAUUAAAUGUCACUCACACCAGUGACACACUACUCUCCCACAAUUUCUGCACAUGUGUGAAUUUGUUUCCCCAUGAUCCUCGCCUGGAAACAGCUGUAUGCUGGUAAUGGUAAAGGUAAAGGGACCCCUGAGCAUUAGGUCCAGUCGUGGCCGACUCUGGGGUUGCGGCGCUCAUCUCGCUUUAUUGGCCGAGGGAGCCGGCGUACAGCUUUUGGGUCAUGUGGCCAGCAUGACUAAGCCACUUCUGGCGAACCAGAGCAGUGCACGGAAACACCAUUUACCUUCCCGCCGGAGCGGUACCUAUUUAUCUACUUGCACUUUGACGUGUUUUCAAACUGUUAGGUUGGCAGGAGCAGGGACUGAGCAACGGGAGCUCACCCUGUCACGGGGAUUCGAACCACCGACCUUCUGGUCGACAAGUCCUAGGCUCUGUGGUUUAACCCACAGCGCUACCCGCGUCCCAAAUGUAUGCUGGUAUACUGCCCCAAAUUUCACCACUUUCACAAUUUUUCAGGUUAAGGGGGCUGCAUAGGGAUCCCCCCCCCGAAUUAUGUAAUAUAGAAAUGACCCCUAAACAUGAGUUAUAUUCCAUUACCUCUCCAGAAGUAGCUUUUACAUCAUGUGAAUGCUCAAGUAUAAUGUGAAAAUUAACAGUUUGGGAAAUGCCAGAGAAUGGAAUAAAACACUUCCGGCAGCAAUUUAAAAACCUGCUGAAGCUCUUCUGGGGGCACUUUUUUGUUGCUGCUGUUGUUGUUGAGAAAAUUUGGGAGGGGGUGAAUUGAUUUUGGGAAGACAUUGAAAGGAAAUUAAUGUUUUGGGGCUUGGGUUAUCAGAACUUAAUGUUUUGGGAUUUGAAUAUUUUGAUGGUUUAGUUUUGCAGAGGCUGGAAAUUUGUGGUCUCGGCCAAUUCACUUGUUCCCAAGUCUGACACAUUUGCCUUCUGAAGCAGAAAUGGUUGUGGGGAUCAAGUGAGGCUUGGGAAUAAGCCCCCAUAUCUGCUUUGCAUUCAGUUUGUUGUCUUGGGCAAGUCACAUCUAGUCCGGUAUCCUCCCUGAACAGUGAAUUUGUAAGAUGUUUUUGAAAAACUUAUUGCAAAUACAUGAAUUAAACCAUUCAGUAAUCCAUUAUUGUAAAAGCACAAUAAGCCUCCAGCGUAUUCUGUUCUGAGGAAACUAACCCUGCCAAUGUUUCUAUAAAUUUUCCUUCUUUUCUUCCUUCCAGAGCACAAAAUAGUAUUCCAGGCACUAAUGUUUACACUUAUAUUAUACAUGUAGCAGAAUGUGCUUGGGAAAUCAGACAUAAGAAAUAAAAAUACAAAAUAAUUUUUUUCCAGGAUCACUCCAUUAGCAUAGCACUUGCUGGCUGCAGGCAGGAGCUAAUGGAUAGGCAUUGUGAAUUCACCGUAUUUUUCGCUCUAUAAGACGCACCAGACCAUAAGACGCACCUAGUUUUUGGAGGAGGAAAAGAAGAAAAAAAAUAUUCUGAAUCCCAGAAGCCAGAACAGCAAGAGGGAUUGCUGCGAAAGCUGUUCUGGUUUCUGGGAUAGCUGCGCAGCCUGCAUUCGCUCCAUAAGAAGCACACACAUUUCCCCUUACUUUUUAGGAGGGAAAAAGUGAGUCUUAUAGAGCAAAAAAUACGGUAAAUGCCCCCUGUUCCUCUCUCAACUUAGAGAUAGUAUUCUUUCAGUGUCAAUCCCUGCUCCCCUCUGCAAAUAUAUUCAUCUGCCUUCCUUACAGGGUUGUUGUAAUGGAUACAGAAACAACAUAUGUAAGGAUCUGUUGCAAUGGCAGAUAGGAUAGUCCUCGUGCAGAACUUUUCUGCAAAACUGAUAUGGGGGUUUCAGUCCCAGUGAAAUCCCUUUGCAUAUGUUUUCCUCCUUGUGGAUACAUCCAAAUCAGCUACAUGGGAGAAAGGCAUGGCUGGGGUGGCCCUCUAUGUCACAUGGUACAAAAAAGAGUGAAAAUAAUGCUCUCUGAUACCGUAAUCAAGGGGUGAUGACAUUUUUUAGCUCAAGGGCCACAUUCCUUUCUUGGCAACCUUCUGGGGGCCACCUGUUAGUGAAGGUUAGAGCAAAAGUGGGCAGAGCAAGGAAUGGGAAUUUUACUUUUUAGCCAUAGCCUGGUUUAUUCAUAUCUCACACGCCCCUCUCUAUCCUCUGCCCAGGCAAGAAAGCAGCAUUAUCAGAGUUCAAGAACAUAUUCCAGCUAGGCAAAAACAUGCAAGGGAAGUGCAAAGAAAGGCUGGUGUUGCUCAGAAUUGGAUGUGGCCUGGGGGAUUGUCAAGGGCCAGAUAGGGAACUCCAGAAGGUCACAUGUGGUCCACCCAGGACAUGGGAAUCCUCAACCCCAAUCUAUGCCCUUAUAGACAUUCUGUGUUGUAUGGAGGCAGAUCAGUAGAAGCAUUUCUCUGCACAUAUAUCUGCCUUCUCAACUGAAGUACAUGUAGGACCUUCCUGUGUCUGUAUCACAGUGCACAUGGGGACCAGUUCAAAGUGCAUGGGGGUUUGGAUGGUUGAACGUUCCAGCCAAGCAUAUUUCUCCAGUUUAGUUUCUUACAUUGUUGUUUAGUCAUGUCCAACUCUUUGUGUCCCCAUGGACCAGAGCACACCAGGCACUCCUGUCUUCCACUGCCUCCCGCAGUUUGGUCAAACUCAUGCUGGUAGCUUCGAGAACACUAUCCAACCAGCUCAUCCUCUGUCGUCCCCUUCUCCUUGUGCCCUCCAUCUUUCCCAACAUCAGGGUCUUUUCCAGGGAGUCUUCUCUUCUCAUGAGGUGGCCAAAGUAUUGGAGUCUCAGCUUCAGGAUCUGUCCUUCCAGUGAGCACUCAGGGCUGAUUUCCUUCAGAAUGGAGAGGUUUGAUCUUCUUGCAGUCCAUGGGACUCUCAAGAGUCUCCUCCAGCACCAUAAUUCAAAAGCAUCCAUUCUUCGGCAAUCAGCCUUCUUUAUGGUCCAGCUCUCACUUCCAUACAUCACUACUGGGAAAACCAUAGCUUUGACUAUACAGACCUUUGUUGGCAAGGUGAUGUCUCUGCUUUUUGAGAAGCUGUCUAGUUUCUUACAUAGCAUGUGAAUAAAUAACAUGAUCAACCAAUACAUCACCCUUUUUAAAAAUAAAAAUAAAAAAUGGUCUCCCUUAAGCUGCUUUUGCUCUUCAUUCAGGUCCGGUUCCUGGAGCAGCACAAUCUGAUGCUGAAGACCAAGUGGGACUUCUUGAAGGAGAAGAAGCGCCAGAAAAGCCACAUGGAGCCCCUGUUUAGCGAAUACAUCAGUAGGCUGAGGAAGGAGCUGGAGUGCCUGGAAUGGGAGAGGAAUCAGCUGAAGGUCGAAAUGAACAAUUGGAGAGAAAGCAUGGAAGGGAACAAGAAGAGGUGAACUCCAGGGCUGGGUUCAGCAUUUUUCUUCUAAGUGGCCUGGUCUGAGGUGGGUCGCAACAGCAGCAUGGCUGAAUAACAGGGUUAUUCUCUGCAGGUUAUUCUCUGCAUUAGGCCCACCAUGUUUUCCUCAAUGAAGUGGUAAAUCUGGGUUCAAGGCAGAUUGUUAAAGGUGCUGGGAACUGUAGCUCUGUGACAGCUCCAAGGAUUCUUUGUGGGAAGCCGUGUGGUGUGAGUUGCACUGCUUGGCAGCAGGUGGCCUUUGGCUCAAUGCUCUCAGUGCUCACAUUGAGAACUCUUCAACUUUUUCAGACCUGGCACCCACCUUUAACCCAAUCAUGCACCGGGUGCUGAAAAGGUAAAGGACCCCUGACAGUUAAGUCCAGUAGCAGACUCUGGGGUUCCCGUGCUCAUCUCACUUUACAGGCCGAGGGAGCCAGCGUUUGUCCUCAGACAGUUUUUCCGGGUCAUGUGGCCAGCAUGACUAAGCCGCAUCUGGCGCAAUGGAACACCGAAACCAGAGCAACGCACGGAAACGCCAUUUACCUUCCCACUGGAGCGGUACCUAUUUAUCUACUUGCACUUUUUGGUGUGCUUUCAAACAGCUAGGUUGAAAGGAGUAGGGACCGAGCAAUGGGAGCUCAUCCCAUUAUGUGGAUUUGAACCGCCGACCUUCUGAUUGGCAAGCCCAAGAGGCUCAGUGGUUUAGACCACAGUGCCACCUGCGUCCCCGAUGCACUGGGUGACCCAGUGCCAAUAGAUAUUUGUAUGGUGGCUGUGCUGCUGUUGUGACCCACAUCAGACCAGGCCACAACCUGGUAGUGGGUCAUGAUGACCAAUGGCCCAAACUCCUGUCAUUCAUUCAUUCAUUCAUUCAUUUCCCACUUUUCCCCAACUGGCUACAUUUUCUAUAAGCUGGGACCUUUGCAUGAGGGGGGCACCUUGAGUCAUGUGAGCCAUGGAGCCUGUGCCUGGAAUAUGAACAACAUGGCCUGCCCAAUACAUUUUGCUGCCCGAUGCAAAGGAAUGAUGGUGGCUUCCUGACACCACCACCAUUCUGUAUACACAAACCAGCCAGACAGGCAGUUGAAUCUUAUUCCAACAUUGGUGAUGGGACAGCUGGCUAGCUUAGACAGUGCAGGGCAGAUCACACAAAACUCACUGCUCUGUCUUCCAACAACUUGUUGCCACUCCUUGCCAUUGCCACCACUCUGCCUAAUGUUAGGGCCAGCUUUGAUUAGGAAGUAGUCCAGCCUACCCAUAAGUGGACUAUUUCAAUGAGAUCCCAAGCCUUAACAAGUCACUAUACGGCUAGUCAUUUGAGGACAUAAUGACCUUCUAUUUAGAAAGGCCUUCCUUUCUUUGUGGUUCAACAUGGUGAUAUUAAUUAUUAGUCACUAACGCAUAAAGUCUGUCUUUAUAACCUCCCCAGGUUUGAGGAAGAAUGCAGUCGAAGGACCUCUGCUGAAAACGAAUAUGUUGCACUUAAAAAGGCAAGUGAUGGGCCAUAUUUCUGCUAAAGACCUUGAGAGAAUUGUUGGUGGUUUGUUGGUAUGGUAUCAGAAUAGAUCAGAUGUAGAGAAGAAGUAUCGCAAGAAUAUGAUCAUUUUGUUCUGGAGAACCAAUGCAGUGUAGUGACUUGACCAAAGGAGGUUAAUCUGUGGCCUUCCAUGUGACGAGGGACUACAAUUUCCAUCAUCUUUCCCCAUUGCUCAUGCUGCCUGGGGCUGAUGGUAGCUGGAGUCCAGCAACAUCUGAAAGGCCUCAGGUUCUCCUUCCCUGGUCUAGGUGAAGACUCAAAAGACCUGGCUUGAAGCACCUCAAGCAGAUCAGUAUUUAUUUAUGUUUUAUUGAUUUUUAACAAUGUCUUCAUGGAUGCUUUUGAUGAUUUCAUUAUAGCUUUGCAUAUUGUAUACCAGCUAGAUAAACCUUUUAUGAAAGUGCAAAUUAUUCAUAAAUGUCCUGAACGCAACCAGAACAAUGAGGGUAAGCAACUGGAUUUUUAAUUCUUUAUUGACAAAGCACUCGGUUACAUCAGCUGUAACCGAGUGCAAGUGAUGUACAACAAUACUCCUCACUAACUAGCUGUCUAGGCAACCCAGAUAGUAGGAGCUGUGAUGAAACUUUGCUUCAGCACUGUACCUUUUUGUCUUCUCCUAGGAAGUGGAUUGCGUCUUCAUGGACAAAUCACAGAAAGAAGCCAAGGUGGAAACUUUAAUGCAAGACAUCUGCUUUUACAGAAAUACAUUUGAAGAGGUAACAAGGAAUGUUUAUAUUUGAUCAUGCUGCUUGGUUGUCAUCACAAAAUGGUUCCCUUGGUCCCGUCUGGAAGGUCAGAGGCUCCCCUCCCUUCUUAUUUAAGAUGAAGGCUGUCAUCCUAAGAGCCCCUGAAAUAAGUGGAAAUAAAUGUACCCUUCUUGACUUGUACAGCUCAACUGAUAUGUACACAGGGUCAUUGUCACACCUGAAUGUGUACCUCAACUAUUUGUGUACACAGGCAUUCAGAUUGUAUACUUGUUGAAUAUUAUGUGUGAAUACCACUUUAUGUAGACAUAAACAUGUUUAAGGUCUAGGUGCAAGCAUCCUUUUUUUAGACUUAAAAAAACUUAUCCCAAGUAAAACAGUUUACUAUCCAACUCAGAAUUGUGACAUUAAAAAAGGAAAUUCAACAGCCACAGGCUGAAUGUGUUCUGUGUAAUUCAUAGGAAAUAUGUGAGUUGCAGUCAUGCAUCUCAGACACUUGUGUCACAGUGAAAAUGGACAACAGCCGAGGCCUGGAUGUGGGCUGCAUCAUUGAAGAGUUCCACCGUCGGUACGAAGACAUUGCCUCCCGGAGUCGAGCCGAGGCUGAGGCUUGGUGCCAGUGCCAGGUUCAUUGAUCUAUCUUCUUGAACAUCUCCAUUAUAUAUGUUUGUUUGUGUGUGUGUGUGUGUGUGUGUGUGUGUGUGUGUACCCCAAACUAGCCAUUACGACUAUGCUCCACCUAAAUUGCUGGAGACAGCAGUGCUUCUCCAUACCAGUUGCUGGAACACACAGGAGAGGGAGAGUACUCUUGUCAUCAAAUCCUGCUUGUAGGUUUCCCAGAGGCUUCUGGUUAGCCACUGUGAUGACAGGAGGAUGCUGGACUAGAUGGACCAGCUCCUGCUCCUCCUCCUCCUCCUGGUUGUUUGUUGCAUUUACAGUAUAUCCCUCCCUUUUCUCCAAGGUCUCCCCCACAAUAACUGUGAGGUAGGUUAGGCAGCGAGUCAGUGACUGGCCCAAGGUCACCCAAUGAGCUUCAUAGUUGAGUGAAGAUUUGAACCCUGGCUACCCAGGUCCCAGUCUGACACUUUAACCACUACACCACAUUGGUGUAUUAGUCACCUAGCGACAAUAGUUUUCUGGGUGACACAGGUAAUAAGGCUGGAAUCACCUGGUAUGCAUGCCAUGGGAUGACCACCUAAAACAGCUCCCCUCUGCCAGCUUCUCCUCGUUGGCUCCAUAAUGCAGGCCAGCCUGCCUCAGCCUGGUGCCCUUCAAAUAUUGUUGGACUCCAACUCAUUUCAGCCCUAGCCAUGUGGUCAAUGGUCAGGGAUGAUGGGAGCUGUAGUCACAACAACAGCUACAGGGCCUCAGGUUGGAGGAAGCUGGGUGAAGAGCAGCCUUUCUCAAUCUAUGGGUUCCCAGAUGUUGCUGAACUACAACUCCCAUCACCCCCAGCUAGCAAGGCCAGAGCUCAGGGAUGAUGGGAGUUGUAGGCCAACAACAUCUGGGGGCCCACAGGUUGAGAGCCGCUGGUGUAGAGGAACACUUGCCUGUGAUAGGUGGCAUCUAUAGCUCAGUGAGAGAGUAUGUGUUUGGCAAGCAGGUUCAGCUUAUCCAUAUGGGUUUCAGAUGUAUUGGUAUUUUGCUCAGCCACAUCACUUCUCUCCUUGCAGUACCAGGAGCUGAGGACAACGGCUGCCAAACACUGUGACAAUCUACGCAAUGUCAAGGAUGAACUUGGUGAGCUGACUCGGAUGGUUCACCGACUGCAGGCUGAAAUCUCAAAUGUCAAAUCCCAGGUGAGAAGGACCAGUGGAGCUUGGCUGCAACAAGACCACCACUAUUGUUGAGGAGUGUCAUAACGGUGAUGGGGCUAAUAUUAACAGUUCUUGUGGCUGAUUAUCACAAUGUCAUCUUAAGAAGGGGAUAUGUUAUUCAAGACCCAUUCUGCCUGUGUUGGAAGAAGAGAUAAGGUUUGUUUCAUUAUGUGCAAUCCUUAGUGAGUUGGAUGUGUGCUCCAAAACAUCGAGAUGAGAACUAUCUUGUUCCCUUUGAUGUCCAUUGGGUGGUACCUAACACAUCUCCUAAGUGCAAGGAGUUCCACUCUGCAAUGGAACUUCCCCCUCUUCCCUCCUCCUUUGCCUCCUGAAUCUGUGCCACUGGACCUGAGUGUAGAGUUGUGCAAGCCUGGGGAACAGCCACUCACAAGCUGUUCAAGAACUUUUCUCAUGCCACCACCCAUCUGAUAGUCAUGUGAAAACCAAAGGAGAAUGGAGAUUCAUCUUAGACUGUUUAUGCUACAGAACCUUGUUGUCGUGUGCUCUUUUCUUUGUCUCUCGCCUUCCCUCUGUGUGUUCUGUGCCAACAGCGCUGCAAACUGGAAGAGGAGGUAGCUGGAGCUGAGGAACGUGGGGAGAUGGCGGUGAAGGAUGCCAAAUGCAAACUGGCAGGUCUGGAGGAGGCCUUGCACAAAGCCAAGCAGGACAUGGCUUGCCAGCUACGGGAAUAUCAGGCCCUGAUGAACCUCAAGUUGGCCCUGGAUAUUGAGAUUGCCACCUACAGGAAACUGCUGGAAGGAGAGGAGUUCAGGUGAGACUCUUCUGGACCCAUUUGAAAGUCUAUUUUAGAAAAGCUCCCCCAGAAAAGCAAAUGUCAAAGUUUCACUGCAAUAUUAAGUGUGUACAUUUGUUGAUUUGUAUAAUACAAAUCAACCUAUGGCAUGCACAGAUAUGCAAACUGUACAGUUGUUGAAUGUAACACGUGAAUACCCUUAUUGUGUUGUUUCUGAAUUAAUCUGCAUAAAAAAGAUCCGCACAGGAAAUCUCCAGACGAAUACAUAUUUGUAAACAUGUUUUCUUUGCAAACAUACAUUCCUAUAUCACUUUAUUUCAAAAUGCAGAUUUCUAAAUAUAUUUUAUUUCAAACUAUGCUUUUAAAAAUGCACCUUGAUGUGUGUGUUUUCUGGAGGGGCUGGUAACUGUAUCACAAAUAGGGAUGAAGGUUAUUUUUGUUUGGUCCACAUUUUUAAGUGAACUGACUUAAUUCACAUCUCCCACACUAAUACUUGGCUUAAGAUGUAAUUAGUCUUCAGAUCUCACACUUCUCCAAAUUCUGUGAUACAGUUUUCAGCUCAAAAACCAGGAGCUGUAGCACGGCAACAUCUGGAGAAUCGCAUGUUCCCCACCCCUACCAUAUACUUACCGUAUUUUUUGCUCCAUAGGGCGCACCGGACCAUAGGGCGCACCUAGUUUUUAGGGGGGGAAAUAAAGGGGAAAAAAUUAUUUCCCCUCCAGGUUUGUGGAUAGCUGCCUGAAGCCCAGGGAGCACAGCGGGAGUUGGCACUGCACUCCCCGGGCUUCAGGCUGCAGGCUGCUAUCCACAAGCCUUCAGAGCCCGGCGGGAACUCCCGCCGCGCUCCGAAGGCUUGCGGAUAGCUUCCUGAAGCCUGGAGAGCAAGAGGGGUCGGUGCGCACUGACCCCUCUUGCUCUCCAGGCUUCAGCAAAAGCCUGCACUCGCUCCAUAGGACACACACACAUUUCCCCUUCAUAUUUUUUUGGGGGGGGGGAGUGCGUCCUAUAGAGCGAAAAAUACGGUAUGUUGUGGGGCAAGGGAGAUUCCAAUUCUUGCAGGCAGCUAUCAGAAGGCAAUGAGAGUGUUAGUCAUGCACUGCACAUAUAAAGGUCCACAAGCAAAUCAGUAAUGAUUCAAAAUUCACUGGAAGACAGCUAGUUCUCCAUCAUUUAUCCUCCUUUGCCAUAUGCAGCCGCAACAGAGAACCUGUUCUGUAGGCUACGCUUUCAGUCUAUCUAAGAUGGUAGCAGCACACACACAAACACCUAGAAUGUACACCUGGAAUAUGCCACAGAAUCCACAGAAUCCUUUGCAAUGUACAGAAGUUCCAUAGCAUAGAUGCAGAGGUUCCUUGACAUUUAUUCAUGUGCAAAGCACUUCGUAAAAAGUAUAGAAGCAAACACAACAAAGUACAUAUGUUCUGUGUGCAUUUUUUUCCAAUGCACAAGUGAUCAGAAUAAAGGAGGGGAGAAUGAAUGUAACAUGACCUUGUGCCAGGUUCUCAUUUUAUUUUUCUUACAUUCUUAAAAACUAAUAAGCAGCACAAUGAGAAAAUUUAAUACAGGAGGAUUUAAACUCACCAAUUUUACAAGCUAGAAUAUUUUCUGAUAAACGUGCCCCCAGGUGGUGACAGGUAGCAUUCACAACAUGAAGGACCUGCUAGUUUGACUUUUCCCAGGCUUUUUCCUACCUGCACUUGGGUGGUGACUUUCUCAUUGAGCUCCCAUUGCUCUGUCCCUGCUCCUGCCAACCUAGCAGUUCAAAAGCACACCAGUGCAAGUAGAUAAAUAGGUACUGCUGCGGCAGGAAGGUAAACAGCGUUUCCGUGCAUUCUGGUUUCCAUCAUUGUGUUCUGUUGCGCCAGAAGUGGGUAAGUCACGCUGGCCACAUGACCCGGAAAGCUGUCUGUGGACAAACGCAGACUCCCUCGGCCUGAAAGCAAGAUAAGCGCUGCAACCCCAUACAGUCAUACCUCAGGUUGAAGUAGCUUCAGGUUAAGUAUUUUCGGGUUGCGCUCUGCGGCGACCCAGAAGUAACGGAGCACGUUACUUCCGGGUUUCGUCGCUCGUGCAUGCGCAGAUGCUCAAAAUGACAUCACGUGCAUGCACGGAAGCAGCGAAUUGUGACCUGCGCACGCGCAGACGCGCAGUCAAUGGUUACACUCUACUCAGCAUGCGAACAGGGCACCGGAACGGAUCCUGUUUGCAUCCAGAGCUAUCACUGUAGUCACCUUUGACUGGACAUAACCAUCCAGUGAUCCUUUACCUUUUACCUUUUCUCACUGAGAAUUUACUGCUGUGGGUGCUGUUUAAUGCUGGCCUUUGCCAAGUCAUUGUUUUUUCUGUAUGUUGUCCCCCUAUCUGGGUAGUUUGGAUUGCUUCUUUAAAGGGCCAUACCUAGACAGACAGUCAGUAAGUCAGUCAGACAGACAGACAGACAGACGGAUAGAUAGAUAGAUAGAUGAUAGAUAGAUAGAUAGAUAGAUAGAUAGAUAGACAGACAGACAGAUGGAUAGAUUGACAGACACACACACACAGAGAGAGAGAUGCACAUAUACAUGCACAACCUAUUUCUAGCUAUGAAACUGUUGGUGAUUUAGGCCUAAUAUUCAGCUAAUGAGAUAUUUCAAUCUAUUUAAUUCCUUCUAGGAUGGGCGAUGGAGAAUGUGCUGUGAACAUCUGUAAGUACCUCCAAGAGAUGCCUCCAGAAAUGCCAUUGCUAACUUAAUUCAUUUCUUUCUGUUUUUGUGGAUCCUUUCUAUAUAUUUCAUCAUGUGGUCCCUUCCUUCCCUUUCCCUCCACAGCUGUACAGAGGAGCCAGGGCGCUGUCGUGUGCAAUCCUGACCACCACUGUGGACCCGGAAGAGGUGGGCACAUUAUGACAAAUGGAAGAGAUCCCUGCAGCCCAGCAGGUUUCAAAAGAGGCAUGGCUCCCUGUGGAGAUGCGGGUCUCCCAUGUGGAGACAGCCAUACCCCUCCUCCCGAAGGAUUUAGCACCCAGAGUGUGAAGAGCUCCAACGUUAAACAUGUAGCAGCGGCUUCUCCUUGCGCAUCAAGAGGUUAA
This is a messenger RNA of Podarcis lilfordi (Lilford's wall lizard), 14922 nucleotides long. NCBI's taxonomy places the organism in Eukaryota, Metazoa, Chordata, Lepidosauria, Squamata, Lacertidae. The record is from the annotation of a GenBank genome assembly.